AUGUCUCAGGCCAUCUACCCCAUCAAGUACCAGGGCAACCUGAAAGAGUUUACCAUUCGAGGGCUGGAGCUUCCGGCCGACUUGUACAGCAUAGACGACGAAAGGAUCUCAUCCGCACUGGGCUACACUGCCCACCUGGUCUGCAUGCUGGCCAAGUACCUCCAGAUUUCGCUGCGGUAUCAGGUCAUCUACAACGCCUCUAGGUCUGCCGUCCGAGACAACGUCACCGGGGUGGGCGUAGCCUACCCGCUGUUCAGGAGAGGGGUAGAGAAGGAGAGGUUUGACCGCGGCGUGUAUCUGCUCGGGCGAGACGUGGAGCAGAUUUUGACGGCCAGAGGGGUGCCGGCGAAGAGAGGCGGCGGCCAACUGCUGCGAAACCUGGAGCGCCUCAUGUCGAUCGACGGAGCGUAG
Messenger RNA from Ectocarpus siliculosus, 411 nucleotides. Lineage: Eukaryota; Phaeophyceae; Ectocarpales; Ectocarpaceae. The record is from the annotation of a GenBank genome assembly.